Molecule: messenger RNA, 1038 nt
Organism: Paramecium sonneborni
Lineage: Eukaryota; Ciliophora; Oligohymenophorea; Peniculida; Parameciidae
Source: the annotation of a GenBank genome assembly
AUUAGUAAUAAAAAAGAUAGAUAAAAAUGAAAGAAAAAAGUGUAUAGUGUGAAAUGAUAGUGUGUUGAGGAUUAAUAAGGAAAUAAAAUAUUAAAGGCCUUAAAAAUUGAAUAAAAAUCUUGAAUUUAAUAAAAUAAAAAAAUGAGUGCUAAUGAUUUAUCUAAGGCUGAAAGUGUUGAUAACUUAAGCUAACAAUCUUCAUAGGAGGGACAGUAGAAGAAAUAAUAUAAGGCUCAUCGAUUGGGGAAUAGGAAAUAAUUAUAAAAUUAAAAUUAUUGCAUAAAGGAACCGGGAUCAAGCAGAGAGGAGAGAAAAUUGAAAUCGUAUUUGUAGAGAAUUGAAGAAUAAGAAAAAUUAGAAGAGGUAAGUCACCUUUAACUUUAGUUUUUAUUAAGGCAGCCUUAUUGAAACGAAAGCGUUCCAAGGUAUUUAAAGUUCAUUAUUCAAGCCAAACCAGGAGACUAAGAACAGUGAAACUUAAGAAGCUCCAAAGUAAAUUGAUGAAGUCAUGUAUAUACCAUAAAUAUAAUAUGAAGUAUGCCAAUAUAAGCCACAGUGUUACUGAAUCCCUUAUUGGUACCGUAAUAGUCUUAAUUAGAAGUGACAGCUUAAACUAAGCUUCGUCUAAAUCCCAAUCUCAAGAUGAAAGUAUCUUAAUUUUAAAUAUUUUUUUCAAAGGAGAAACAUCACAUUUUCCUUUAUCUCUCUGAUUGGUAUGAUAGAUGUAUUGAUAAUAUGUAAAAACUCAAUUCUACAGCCACUUAGUAGUAUUCACCACCAAAAAUUGCCAAAUGUGAAAUCACUAAUAUACAAUCAAUUAAUUAAGAUGUAUAUUAGGACACUUCCAUUUUAAUUAAGAAUUUUAAACAUUAAUAUUUAUAGUAGAAUGGAAAUGAUUCAAAAGAAUUAUUAAACAAAUACUCUGAUAAGAAGUUUUUGGAAACAAUCUUGAGAGAUAAUAAACAAUAAAUUUAUAAAAAAAUUGGAUUAGAAAAAAUUCAGAUUUCAAAUGGCAAAUUUAUUUAGAAGAAGAAUUGA